Messenger RNA from Ichthyophthirius multifiliis, 1059 nucleotides. RefSeq lists its product as hypothetical. The transcript has 3 exons. The record is from RefSeq and is a predicted model, not a curated record. Gene Ontology annotation, molecular function: protein kinase activity; ATP binding. Lineage: Eukaryota; Ciliophora; Oligohymenophorea; Hymenostomatida. Gene Ontology annotation, biological process: protein phosphorylation.
AUGUUGAUUAAAGAUAAUGUAAUAAAAAAAAUUAUUUUUUAAAAAUAAAAACAAGAAAACAUUAAACAAACAAGUUAAAUUAAAAUUUAGAAUAAUCAUGAAAACUUAAAAUUAGAAAAAGGAAAUGAAAAUGAAAAUAUUUUAAAUAUAAAUAAAGCAAACAAAAAUAAUGAAUAAUUAAAAAAUUAAUAUAAUAAUGAAAAUUAAUAAUCUUAAUAAUAGCUUUAAUAAUAAAUAAACUAAUAAAAAUAAAAAAGAUAAUAACUGUGUAUAAAUGAAUAAAAAGAUUAAAUAAGCAAUGUUUAAACUGAAUUCUAAUAGAAUUAAAUAUAAAAUCAAAAAUAAAAUGAAAAAUAAAAUAUAACUAAAAGAUAUAUAAAAACCGAAUUAAUUGAUAGUGGAACGUAUGGAAAAGUAUUUAAAGCGUUAGAUAUAUCUACAGGAAUUAUAGUAGCUAUAAAAUAUAUUAAAGUAUCAGAUUAAUUUGAAUAAGUUAAAAAAGAAAUAAUUUAAUUAAAAUAGGAAAUAUAUUUAUUGAAAAAACUAAACCACCCAAAUAUUGUAAAAUAUUAUGAUUUUGAAAUUUGUGAUGACAAAUCAGAUAUAAUAUUAGAAUAUAUACCUUCAGGUUCAUUAAGGAGAUUAUUAAAUAAAAAAGGUAAAUUUGAUGAAUAUACUACUGCUAUGUAUACAAAAGAUAUUGUCAAUGGUUUAAUUUAUUUACAUAAUAAUUAAAUAAUUCACAGAGAUUUAAAAGCUGCAAAUUUACUGUUUGAUAGUUCAGGAAUGAUAAAGCUUACAGAUUUUGGCACUGCUACUUAAUAAAAUUAUAUAUAAAACUAUGAAAAUAUAGGCUCAUAUAAUAAAUCUUUAAAAGGAUCUCCUAAUUGGAUGGCUCCAGAGGUUAUUUUAAGAACAGGUCAUACUUUUUCGGCUGAUAUAUGGAGUUUAGGAUGCUUAGUUAUUGAAAUGUUAACUGGAAUACCUCCAUAUCCUAAUUUAACCAUAAAUGAAGUUUUUAAAAGUAUUGUUAAUAAAGGUAUUCUUUUUUUUUAAUGA